This is a messenger RNA of Amphimedon queenslandica, 1436 nucleotides long. RefSeq names its product testin-like. The record is from RefSeq and is a predicted model, not a curated record. The transcript is spliced from 8 exons. The coding region runs from base 102 to 1325 and encodes 407 amino acids. Gene Ontology annotation, molecular function: zinc ion binding. NCBI's taxonomy places the organism in Eukaryota, Metazoa, Porifera, Demospongiae, Haplosclerida, Niphatidae.
CCUUUCUGUGCUGUUUGAUUCUCGCCAAGUUCUCGCUCUCUCUUUCUUGCUCUGCUUUGUGCAAGCUCAGAGGAGAAGAAGCAUUCAAAGAAGCCUGUUUCAUGGCUGAACAAAAAAGAGUAAACCGGCUGCCCUCAAUUAGAUCCCGUGCUAUAGAAACUGGUGUGCUUGUUCAUGAAGUAGAUGAGGGAAGUCCUUGCUUACGAUGUGAUAACUGUGAAAAAGGUUUUUUAUUGCACUUUUGGAGGAAAAUCUGUGCUAAUUGUCAAUGUCCAAGAGAAGAGCAUGAUAUUAGGCCACAUGAAGAGAGACAAGCUGCAGUUGGAAAGCUUUUGUUUCACUCUAAUUCUGACGCCAAAGCUAUGGUUAAAGAUGCUGCUUCCAAGUCACCACAGAGACCAAGAGCAACUAUACCUCACAUUCCAAAGCAAGAAUCUGAAAGUCCUUCUAUUUUAAGGAGAACAGAAAAUUUUACAUGGACACCUAGGGAUACUACUGUUGAAGCUGCUCGCAGUUUCUUUGCAAAUCUUCCUCAAAAUAAGAAGCCAGUUGCUGGGAUGGCAGGUGAUAGAUAUUGGCAGAAGCAGAAGAUUCGUCAGCUCCCAGCUCAUGAUAUUGACCUGAUAUACUGCAAUGAGCUAACAGAUGAAGAAUGCAAGCAAAUGGAGCUGUUUAUUAAGAUCAGGAGGGAAAAGUUUCUUGGACGUGGAAUGAUUAAAGCUUCUGAUAGCAGCUGUGUUUGUAAAAGGUGUUGUGUGACAUUCAAAAAAGGAGAGUCUGCAGUUAUAGCUGAUAAAUUAUCUGGUUCUGACAAUAUGUACCAUCCAGCUUGUUUUACUUGCACCGACUGCAAUGAAUUACUGAUUGAACUCAUUUAUUUUGUGUAUGAGGAUAAGCUCUACUGUGGGAGACAUCAUUCUGAGAAAAUGAAGCCUCGCUGUGCUGCUUGUGAUGAGAUGAUUUUUUGUGAAGAAUACACUCGUGCUGAAGACCAGAAUUGGCAUGUCAAUCACUUUUGCUGUCAUCGUUGUGACAGCUAUCUUGGAGGCCAAACCUACAUGGCCAAGGAGACACAGCCAUACUGUUUGAAGUGCUAUGAACUGCUGUUUGCUAAUAUCUGUACUGCAUGCGGGUCCACUAUUUCUCUUGAUGAACCUGUACUGAAGCAUGAAGGAAAGUAUUGGCAUGCACGUGCUGAAUGCUUCAAGUGCAGAACAUGCAAGAAAGUGUUGGUUGAUCAGCCUUUCCUUCCAAAGAGCAGCAAAAUCUUUUGCAGCAAGGAAUGCUUCAGGGAAUACAGGGAUAGUAAAAGAGCUGCACAAUAAUUAGGGAGGGACAGUCUAGUUGUUUGUUUUUAAAGUUCACAUGUACUGUACUGCAAUGAUUAAUUUUUUACAAGAAAUUUUUUUAAAGAUUCUAGUCAACGCCCUUUUAUC